AGUAAUUUUGCGGCCUAGUGGCUGUUAUCGGAAACGUCCCCGCUGACGUCACCGCGUACCGUGGAACUACGACUACCGGAGCGUCACGACCGAGUCCGUGCUAACGCGCGCUUUAACGUUACUCCUCUUCUCAGCCGGUGUACGGCUGCUCUCCUAACUUAACCCCGUCAGCCGGCAAUGAGCGAACGCUAUCACUCACAACCGGCUGUUUCCCUGCCUAUCCGUUGCACUUCCGGGUUCCGAGCAAGCGUCUUUUCCUGAGGAUCAGCUGUGAUGACUGAAUGAGCAAACGGAGAGGAGCGAGCGACUCCUGACGGCUGUGCUCCCGGUAAUCGCAGUGCACGGUUAAAGACAGCGUGGCAGAAGGAUUCCCGGAUAAAGCUGCUUCCCUGCUGCCACUCAUCUCAUCUCUUAUGAAAAGCUGCCGUUUUGAGCAUGAAGAUAUGCCAAUGGUGACUCAUCCUGCCGCUCUGAUAUAGUACGAGUUGUUUUGGGUCUAUAACACUUGGUUGAUAUUGUGAUGAAGGUCCGCUGAGCUCGGAGUCUCCAUCCGGACUGUAUUAUAUUGAGAGAUUGUCGCGCUUUCUCUGUAUUUUGCGCAUCCCACCGGCUGGAGAGCGACGCGCGCGCGAGAGCCUGGCGGUUUUUCAUGGUUUAAUGAGUAUUAAAGUGUUGCCGGUUGGACAAUGAAGAAGUUCUUCGAUGCCCGUCGGGAGAUGGUGAGCUCUGGACCCGCGUCUGGAGCCGCUGCGGGGGGCGGCGCGGGGUCCGGCGCGUUUAUCGGACGCGUUUUCUCCAUCGGACGAUAUCAAGUGACCGUGGAGGAGACUGUGGCGGAGGGUGGUUUUGCUAUCGUAUUUCUGGUGAGGGCUCAUCAGGGCGUCCGUUGUGCGCUGAAGAGAAUGUAUGUCAACAAUGAACAUGACCUUCAAGUAUGCAAGAGGGAAAUUCAGAUUAUGAUGGACCUUGUGGGUAACAAAAACAUUGUUGGUUUUAUGGACUCCAGCAUCACAGCAGUAGGUUCAGGAGAUGUUUGGGAAGUUCUCAUAUUGAUGGACUUCUGUCGAGGUGGGCAGGUUGUGAACCUGAUGAACCAGCGUUUGCAGACUGGAUUCAGUGAGAUGGAGGUGCUGCAGAUCUUCUGUGACACAUGUGAAGCUGUCGCUCGACUACAUCAUUGCAAAACUCCCAUCAUCCACCGGGACCUUAAAGUGGAGAACAUCUUGCUGCACGACAGAGGACAUUAUGUGUUGUGUGAUUUUGGCAGUGCCAUUAACCGCUCCCAGAAUCCACAAACAGAAGGUGUGGCGGCUGUAGAAGAAGAAAUCAAGAAGUACACUACUCUUUCAUACCGGGCCCCAGAAAUGGUGAAUCUAUAUGGGGGCAAAGUUAUCACUACUAAAGCAGAUAUAUGGGCUUUGGGCUGCUUGUUGUAUAAGUUGUGUUAUUUCACUUUGCCGUUUGGAGAGAGUCAGGUGGCCAUCUGUGACGGCAGCUUCACCAUCCCUGACAACUCCCGCUACUCGCACGACAUGCACUGUCUCAUCCGUUACAUGCUGGAGCCAGACCCUGACAUAAGGCCAGAUAUCUACCAGGUGUCAUAUUUCGCCUUUAAACUGGCACGGAAAGAAUGCCCAGUACAGAAUAUCCACAACUCACUCAUUCCAGCAAAACUCCCAGAGACAAUCAGAGCCAGUGAAGCCGUGGCCAAGAAGAGUCAAAACAAAGCCAGGCUCACUGAUCCAGUCCCUACGACUGAGACAUCCAUAGCACCACGGCAGCGUCCCAAGGCUGGCCAGGCUCAACCAGUCGCAAGCAUCCUGCCCAUCCAACCAGCCCUCACCCCUCGUAAAAGAGCCAGUGCACCUGCAGGACCCGGCCAGCCAAUCAGUGUUAACAGUGCUUCCCAGCCUGUUUCCCAAUCACAGGUUCCUGUCGCUCAGCAACAAGCCACGCCCACUCCAAUGCAGGCCACUCCCUCUCCACCCCAGACCACACCCCAACAUGCACAACUUUUUGUGCAGCAGCAAAACACAGCCUUCUUUACUGCUCAACAACAGUCUGUCGGCGGAAGUCGUGGGGUGCAUAAAGUCUGCUCCUUGACUCCACCCUCUUCUCCCAAGACCGCCCCUAAAGGAGGCCACAGGCGAAUUCUGAGCGAUAUCACACACAGCACCAUAUUUGGAGUUCCUGUGAGCAAGUCCACUCAACUGCUUCAAGCUGCUGCUGCAGAGGCCAGCCUCAACAAGUCCAAGUCAGCUAGCACCACUCCCUCUGGUUCUCCAUGUUCAUCACAGCAGAGUGUUUAUCAGUCAGGGGAGGCUUCGGGACCCUUGCCUGGAGCCCCUGCAUCCUGGAACCCCUUUGGCGAUGACAAUUUCUGUAAACUCACAGCAGAAGAGCUGCUCAACAAGGAUUUUGCCAAACUGGAUGCUAAGACAGCCGAGAGAUCCUGCCCUGAAAAUCUGAUUUCUGGGUUGCAGUCUGUGUCUUCAAAUAAAGGCUUUCUCCAGGGAGGAGAGAAGUUGAUCGAGGGUUUGGAGUCUCCAGAGCCCUCUUCCUCCCUGAUUCUCCCUGACCUUCCCUUGAAUGACCCCUUCAGCCCUGCAGACUGUAGUCAUGUUGGGAUGGAUUCUCUGAUCCCUGGUCUGGAUCCUCUACAGACUGAUCCUGGGUCAGCUGCACUACCAGAAUCUUUGGUUGGACAGGAUUCUCUUUUGGAUGGGCCGCUUCUCUCCCACCCCUCCACUGGGGGUCUAAUACUGGCCUCAUCCCCCUCAUCUCUCCCUACACCAUCUAUGGACCAGUUUACUACUACUGCUUUGAGUAGUGGACAGUUCCACCAGGCCUCUGAUCCAGCUCACCAGGCUCUCUCAGGCUUCCAGUCCUCUGAGACUGGGGACCAAAGCUCCAAUAACCAGUUUGACCCAAUUCCAGUGCUUAUCUCCAAAAGCACCAGCCAAGGUGGUCACUCGCGCAGCAACAGUGGCAGUUCUGAGACCAGUCUGCCCUCGCUGGCACGCUCCCUUCUGCUGGUGGACCAACUCAUCGACUUGUAGAGGAAACAGAGAGAGAGAGGCAGAUGAAUA
This is a messenger RNA of Sinocyclocheilus rhinocerous, 3089 nucleotides long. RefSeq names its product AP2-associated protein kinase 1-like. The record is from RefSeq and is a predicted model, not a curated record. Gene Ontology annotation, biological process: protein phosphorylation. The coding region runs from base 687 to 3059 and encodes 790 amino acids. Gene Ontology annotation, molecular function: protein kinase activity; ATP binding. The transcript has 19 exons. NCBI's taxonomy places the organism in Eukaryota, Metazoa, Chordata, Actinopteri, Cypriniformes, Cyprinidae.